AUGGUCCAGCGUUUGACAUACCGUCAUAGGCUUUCCUACAACACAGCCUCUAACAAAACUAGGCUGUCCCGAACCCCUGGUAAUAGAAUUGUUUACCUGUACACCAAGAAGGUCAGGAAAGCACCAGAGUCAGCUUGCAACGAGUGCCCAGGCCGACUUCGAGGGGUUCAUGCUGUGAGACCUAAACUCCUUAUGAGAUUGUCCAAAACACAAAAACAUGUCAGCCAGGCCUAUGGUGGUUCCAUGUGUGCUAAAUGUGUCUUUGACAGUAUCAAGCAAGCUUUCUUUAUUGAGGAGUAG
Molecule: messenger RNA, 300 nt
Organism: Jaculus jaculus (lesser Egyptian jerboa)
Lineage: Eukaryota; Metazoa; Chordata; Mammalia; Rodentia; Dipodidae
Product: 60S ribosomal protein L34-like
Exons: 1
Coding region: 1-300 (99 amino acids)
Biological process (GO): translation
Cellular component (GO): ribosome
Molecular function (GO): structural constituent of ribosome
Source: RefSeq, a predicted model, not a curated record